AUGCCAGCACCUGAAGAUAGAGGGGUGGUGGGGCAAGCAUGGCAGCACCUGAAGAUAGAGGGUGGUGGGGCAAGCAUGACCCAAGGAUGGUUGGGGGUGGUGGGGCUUGCAUGGCCUCAACUGGUGAUGCGUGGGAGGCGUGGGGCUUGCAUGGCAGUGCCUGCUGGUUUGUGUCCGGAAGUCUUGGAGCGGGACAUGGAAAUCCAGUCCCCAUGCAUGGAGACUACUGUUGCAUGCGGAGGUGACGUGGAGGGCGAUGGGGAGGAGGCGGCUGGAGACGCCCCCGUUGACUCUCUUGGACAGGACCCCUCCCGGCUGUCAGCUGGAGGCCUGUGCGUGGACGAUGCCCCUCCUGGCCAGGUGGCGGGGGGGCCCGUAGCCACGCCCGCAGUCACAAAUGCGGUUGCUCAAACCCCAACAAAUACAAGGUGA
Closterium sp. NIES-65 is the source of this 432-nucleotide messenger RNA. The record is from the annotation of a GenBank genome assembly. Lineage: Eukaryota; Viridiplantae; Streptophyta; Zygnematophyceae; Desmidiales; Closteriaceae.